Salmo salar (Atlantic salmon) is the source of this 2269-nucleotide messenger RNA. RefSeq names its product matrilin 1 (gene matn1). NCBI's taxonomy places the organism in Eukaryota, Metazoa, Chordata, Actinopteri, Salmoniformes, Salmonidae. The record is from RefSeq and is a predicted model, not a curated record. Gene Ontology annotation, molecular function: calcium ion binding.
AAUCUCCUCCUCCCUUGCCCAGUCACUAUCCCCUCUUCUCUCCCCUCGCCUAGUCACUAUCCCCUCUUCUCUCCCCUCGCCUAGUCACUCUCUCCUGGGCCACCGCUCUAAGACUGCUCUCCCUCGUCUCUGGUGCUAGGGUCAUUUUUGGUCCCUUUUCGGUACUUUUUGGGUCCUGUUCCAGUUGGAUCUUUCAGUCAUCAUGAUACCCUCUCCGCCAUUGUUCCUGUUGCUGCUCGGCCUCAUGGGAGCGCACGCCACCGCUCCCGUGUCCGUGGACCUCCGCACCGCCGCCGCCAUGGCGGCAGGUCUGUGUAACACUCGCCCUACAGACCUGGUGUUCAUCGUGGACAGCAGUAGAAGCGUGCGUCCAUCAGAGUUCGAGCAGGUCAAGGUGUUCCUGGCCAAGGUCAUCGAGGGACUGGAUGUUGGACCUGACGCCACACGGGUCGGAGUGGUCAACUAUGCCAGCCGCGUCAAGAAUGAGCUGUCUCUGAAGACCCAUAAAACCAAGGCAGGUCUGGUAAAGGCUGUGACUAAGAUCGAGCCCCUGUCCACUGGCACCAUGACCGGCCUUGCUAUCCAGUUCGCCCUCAACGUAGCUUUCAGCGAGGCUGAAGGCGCCCGUGUCAAGUCCCCAGAUAUCAGCAAGGUGGCCAUCAUCGUGACAGACGGUCGUCCCCAGGACAACGUAAAGGAUGUGGCGGCGCGUGCCCGGGACGCGGGUAUCGAGCUAUACGCUAUCGGCGUAGGGCGUGUAGACCUGAAUACGCUGAAGCAGAUCGCCAGCGAGCAGCUGGACGACCACGUGGACUACGUAGAGAGCUACUCAGUCAUCGAGAAACUCACCAAGAAGUUCCAGGAGGCUUUCUGUGUGGCGGACCUGUGUGCCACUGGAGACCAUGACUGUCAGCAGGUAUGCAUCAGCGCACCAGGGUCAUUCAAGUGUGCCUGCAAGGAGGGCUUCAGUCUACUGGAGGAUGGCAAAAGCUGCAGCGCCUGCAGUAAUGCCGCCACAGACGUAGUGUUCCUGAUCGAUGGUUCUAAGAGUGUGCGUCCAGAGAACUUUGAGCUGGUCAAGAAGUGGAUCAACCAGAUCGUAGACAAACUGGACGUCUCCGAGACCAAGGCUCACGUUGGACUGGUCCAGUACUCCAGCUCUGUCAAACAGGAGUUCCCUUUGGGUCGUUACAACAACAAGAAGGACCUGAAGGACGCUGUGAAGAAGAUGGCCUACAUGGAGAGGGGGACCAUGACGGGACAGGCCCUGCGCUACCUGACCGACAGCAGCUUUGCGCCAGCCGGUGGAGCACGGCCCGGGGUCGCCAAGGUCGGCAUCGUGUUCACUGAUGGACGCAGCCAGGACUACAUCGGAGACGCUGCCAAGAAGGCCAAGGAGCAAGGUUUUAAGAUGUAUGCUGUGGGCGUGGGUAAUGCUGUAGAGGAUGAGUUGAGGGAGAUAGCAUCACAGCCAACAGGAGAACACUACUUCUACACUGCAGACUUCAAAGCCAUGACAGCCAUCGCUAAGAAGCUGCAGAUCAACAUCUGUCAAGACGAGGACCCAUGUGAAUGUGACUCUGUCGUUAAGUUCCAGAAAAAAGUAGAAGAAGCCUUACAGGCACUAACGAAAAAACUGGAGGGCGUGUCGAAGAGGAUUGCUGCACUGGAGAACAAGAUCGUCUGAGGACACACAUACCCCAAACACCCCCCACAACACACACCCUGUUUUUACUUCCUGUUGAGUCUGAAGAGGCGUUUAUGACCUCUAAGCUUUGACCCCCGCCCCAUUUCUAUUUAGCACGCCUCUCUCUCUGCCUCACCUUGUCCAUCACUGUGUUUCCUGGAGAUGGAGCACCGGUCGCCAUGGUAACUCAUCUUCUGUCUGUGCCUCUGAAAGUCUCCCCCCCAUAGGCAGCCUGUGUGUGCGUUAAUAAAAGUCUUCCCUCAUAGGGAACCGAUGUUUGUAACACUGAAGGGUCCUAUCUUUAAGGCGGCCUGUGUGUGCACCCUGUUAAGGCUUCCCUAAAGGCAACUUGUAUCUCGUCAUUCCCAGUGGAACAGGACAUCAGUUCCAUCGAUCGUUUGGUUGUUAUGUGUCUCUCCCUGCAUCUCUCACUCUCAUCUCUUCCUUUCCCCUGUUGUCACCAUACGAAGGUAUCUAUUUUGUAUGGAAUAUAUAUAUAAAGGUAAUUUAAUAUAAUAUUGGUCUUAAAGAUACGUGUUGAUGAUUUUUUUAUUUUCCUAAAUAAAGACAUUUCAGGAAGUA